AUGUUUGUCAAGUCAACUGUCGCCGUUGCGCUGUUCGUCAGCUUCGUUGCUGCACAAAGUACCACGUCCAACUCCACCAUCGACCCCGGCACCAUCGAUCCCACCAUGAGAUCUCAAUGGUGCCUUGGUCAGAAGAACACCUGCGGAACUCUCUGCAGUGGGGAUCUCCAAAAUAACGACUGCGAUGUCACCACCCUGACAUUCAACUGCACCUGUGGCGCCAACAGCUCCGAGCCAGGUCUCAUCUAUUACCAGAACACCAUGCCAACCUUUAUCUGCGAGGAGAUCUACAAGCAGUGCAUAGCAGCCAAUGUCGGUGUUGCGUCUGCUCAGGCAAACUGUGAUGCAAACGAGAAGAAGAACUGCGGUCACCUCGAUCCUGCCAAUUUCACUGCCGAAGUCGUCAGCUCGAGCACAAGUGCCUCCUCCACCCCCACCGGUACUGCCACCCCAGCCGCUUCUGGAACCAAUUCUGCUACCAGCUCCUCGACCGCCGCCGCUGCAACCAUGAUGCCUGCUCAAUUCGGUACUGGUGCCAUUGCUCUCGGUGUCGCUGCUGCUUUCGGCUACAUGCUCUAG
Molecule: messenger RNA, 579 nt
Organism: Cadophora gregata
Lineage: Eukaryota; Fungi; Ascomycota; Leotiomycetes; Helotiales; Ploettnerulaceae
Exons: 3
Coding region: 1-579 (192 amino acids)
Source: RefSeq, a predicted model, not a curated record